Messenger RNA from Lichtheimia ornata, 3597 nucleotides. RefSeq lists its product as uncharacterized. Gene Ontology annotation, molecular function: protein binding; RNA binding. Bases 1 to 3597 code for a protein of 1198 amino acids. Gene Ontology annotation, cellular component: exon-exon junction complex; cytoplasm. Gene Ontology annotation, biological process: nuclear-transcribed mRNA catabolic process, nonsense-mediated decay. The transcript has 17 exons. Lineage: Eukaryota; Fungi; Mucoromycota; Mucoromycetes; Mucorales; Lichtheimiaceae. The record is from RefSeq and is a predicted model, not a curated record.
AUGCCUACCAAAUCGGAUCUCCGAGAAGCCAAUCGAUUGGCAUGGGAGCGAGGCAAAAGCGAUCCGUCGCAGUACAAGAAUCUCGACAGCAACAUUAAAAAGAAUACAGCCUUCAUCAAAAAGUGCAAAGCAUCCCUUGCAGCCGAUUCGACGCAGCAGCUCUUGAAUGAUAUCAAAAAGUUGAGCCUUGAAAAGUAUAUUUCCGAGGUCGUAGGUGGUGUAUUGGAUGGUAUGCUCAAGUGCAAGUCGAGUGCAGACGCGGCAGCAUGUGUCGAGGUCGUUUCCGCCCUUCAUCAACGAUUUCCUGAUACAUUCACCCUCUUAUUGACACAUCACCUUGCGAGAGCCAUGCAACCUCCUUCAAAGCAACAUUUGGCAUCUUUGCCCCAGGAACAACGUGAUAAGGAAGAAUCGACUCGCAUUUCAAGACAACGCACCUAUCUACGCAUCAUUGUUGAAUUGUGGUUGGCGGGUGUGAUCCGUAACGUGCAGGAUGGUGUAUCCUCGUUGGCAUCCACCAAUUUGGAAGGUGUCGAGUCUCAAGGUGAUGGCGUCGCUGGCUUUGUGGGUUCAUCUUCAUCAUCCUCCAAACGUCCCCAAAAGAAAGAAUCUGAAAAACAGCCUAGUGGUCAAGAAAACUUUGUGUACACUAUCUUGAAGGGCUUGUUAUUGACGGAUAUGGAUCAACAUGUCAACCUUCCAUUGGCAGCUUCCUUUUUGAAGAAUUAUGGCCAAGAAGUACUCGGCAUCACUUCUAGAAAGCAGCGUGCUGCUCAACAACAACAAAAAGAGGAGGAUGAGGAAAAUGAAUCAUCACAACAACAACAACAACAGCCUGAAGCAGCAACACCCGUGACAGCAGGAAGCAGUACGACUGAAGGCAGUGAAUACGUGACACCAGAACAACGUGCUGCACUCAAGCGAUUGUUUGUUGACUAUUAUCACAGUGUGGAGAAGCACCUUGUCAAGGAGCACAAACAUAUCAAACGCCUUGACAGCCGCAAUCGUGAGACGUUGUUUACGCGUGGAGAGCUUUCAGAAGAAACCAAGCAGAAUCAUGAAAAGAUGACCAAGGUGUAUGAAAAGUUGUUGAACAAUACGCAAACGUUGGCUGAUGCUUUGGACUUGGAAAUGCCUGAAUUGCCAGAGGAUGAAGGUGUCACACGCGUAUCCAUUGUCAGUGCAGGUUCAGCACAUGCAUUUGCAGAUGCAAAGGAUAUGUUGGCAAGUGGGAUUUGGGAAGAUGAGGAUGCACGCAAGUUUUAUGAGGAUCUUCCGGACCUUCAAGUCCUUGUUCCUGGUGUCUUUUUGGAAUCAAAUCCACCUAAAAAGGCCGAUGAAUCCAAAGAGGAAGAGGAGACUGAACAAAAACAAGUUGACAAUGAGACACCAGCUGCUCCAGAAACGGAGGAAAAGGUCAAUGAGGAACAACAGGAAGCACCAUCUCCACCAGCCCCUCAAACACCAGCCGAUGAUAAUGAUGAGCCGGAUGUGGAUCCUUCCGAGUUGAUGGAAAAUGCCCUAAAGACUGUGGAUGAAGAUGACGAUACCAAUGCUGCACCUGCUAAGCCUACCCAAUUGGCACAACUUGAUGCUUUGCUUGCACGUCUACCCACUCUUGGUAAUCGCGAUUUGAUCGAUGCGGCUGCUGUUGAAUUUUGCUACAUCAAUUCUAAAGCUGCUCGUAAGCGGUUGGUCAAGGCGUUGCUAAGUGUGCCACGACAACGUGUCGAUCUCUUGCCUUACUAUGCUCGCUUUAUUGCCAUCUUGAGCCGCUACUUUACUGAUAUCAGUGACACGGUGCUAGCAGCUCUGGACCAUGAAUUCAAGGGCUUGCAAAGAAAAAAGACACAAGACUUGCUUGAAUCACGUGUUAAGAAUAUCCGGUUUUUGGGCGAGUUGACCAAGUUUCGCGUGACACCAGCACAUACCAUUUUCCACGUGUUCAAGGUUGCCUUGGAUGACUUUACGAAUCAAAACAUUGAUAUCGUUUGCAAUUUGCUCGAGACGUGUGGUCGUUUCUUGUUAAAGUCUGCCGAUACGGGUGUACGCAUGAGCAACAUGUUGGAUGUUGUGAUGCGAAAAAAGAACGUGCAGCAUCUCGACAACCGCCAAGCCUUGAUGAUUGAGAAUGCUUAUUACCAAGCCAAUCCUCCUGAACGAUCCGCCAUUGUGGAAAAGGAGCGUUCACCUAUGGAGUUGUAUAUCCGAAAGUUGAUUUACGGCGAUUUGACAAAGAAAUCUUUGGACAAGAUUCUCAAACAAUUGCGCAAGCUUCAUUGGGAGGAUGCCAGUAUCUUCAAGUUGAUGGUCAAGGUCUUCCAAAAGGUGUGGAAGGUCAAGUACAGCAAUAUCCAUUUGCUUGCCAUUUUGGCCAGUGGUUUGCAUCGAUACCAUUCCGAUUUUGGUGUCCAAGUGGUGGACGGUGUCAUUGAAGAAAUUCGAGCGGGUUUGGAGCAAAACAUCUUCAAGCAUAACCAGCGUCGUAUUGCUGUAGUCAAGUACCUUGGCGAACUUUACAAUUAUCGCAUGAUUGAUUCCCCUUUGAUUUUCGACACCUUGUAUACCAUCAUCACUUUUGGCCAUGAAUUUGGUCGACCUGCUCGGGAACGGUUCUGUUCUAUUGAUGCACCCAAUGACUUUUUCCGCAUUCGCUUGUGUUGCACGCUCCUCGACACUUGUGGCAUGUGCUUUGAUCGCGGUAGCUCGAAGCGUAAAUUAGACAACUUUUUGGUCUUUUUCCAGAUGUAUAUCUUUACCAAGGCCAAACCUCCCAUGGAUGUCGACUUUAUGGUGAGCGAUACCUUUGAAAUGCUUCGGCCUCAAAUGCACAUUCUUGCUUCAUAUGAAGAGGCCAAUGAAGCUGUGGAUCGCAUGUUAUUGGAACAACUCAAAUCCGUGCAAGGCACGGAUGGCAAGGUUCAAGAAGAUGGUUUCGAAAGCGAGUCUGAAUCAACGAGUGAUGAGGCAGAGGAAGAAGAGAACGUGGAUGAGGAAAAGGAAGAGGAUGAGGAAGAGAGUGCUGAUGAGACUGAGAAGAAUGGUGCUAUGGGUGAACCUGAGGAAGAUGUGGUUGUACGCAAGACACAGCAAAUCUCCAAGGAAGAAGAGGAAGAAUUUGAGCGUGAAUUUAGUCGCAUGAUGAGUGAGAGUUUGGAAUCACGCAAGUUUGAAAAGAAGUCUGCCGUAUUGGAUGUGCCAAUUCCUAUGAAUCUACGUGGUGCUCAGGAUCGCCGUACAGCUGCUGCUCAAGAAAAGGAUGUACCACAGGACAAGAUGGCAUUUACAUUGUUGACCAAAAAGGGCAAUCGACAACAAGCACGCACCAUGGAAGUGCCAUCUGAUUCAGUAUUGGCUGUGACAACACGUAGCAAGCAAGAAGCUGAGCGCGAGGAACAACAGCAAUUGAAAAAGUUGGUGCUCAAUUAUGAAGAACGAGAAGAAGCUGCAGCACGUCAAGCGGCAUUGGAAGAACGGCAACGUUUACGUGGCAACUUCAGAGGACGCAAAGUACUUCACAUGGGCGGUGGUGGUGGCCAUGCCUAUACAUCAGGACCAACUAGUGGUAAUCCAAGCACCAACACCAGACGGCGAUAA